This is a messenger RNA of Chilo suppressalis (striped riceborer), 549 nucleotides long. The record is from the annotation of a GenBank genome assembly. NCBI's taxonomy places the organism in Eukaryota, Metazoa, Arthropoda, Insecta, Lepidoptera, Crambidae.
UUUGUUUUUUGACAGAUUAAUAACCUCAAAUCUCAAUUUCGUUUUGAAUUCGUUCGCCGACAAUAAUUUUAUUCAAACAGUAAACAUUAAUAUAAAAUUGUUUCCAUAAUAUUUUCAGGAAGAAACGAUGGCUUCCAAAGACGGCGGAGAAAAAACAAAAGGUGGCCAAGGUGCGGGCGAUAACAAAGAAAAGCGGAGGAAAGAAUCCAUUCUCGAUCUAAGCAAGUAUUUAGAGAAAAGUAUUCGUGUGAAAUUUGCAGGAGGACGUGAAGCUGCAGGAAUACUCAAGGGUUACGAUCCACUUUUAAAUCUUGUCUUGGACAACACCACAGAGUUUCUCAGAGAUCCUGAUGAUCCUUACAAGCUCCUUGAUGAUACCAGAGCCCUUGGUCUAGUUGUCUGCCGGGGCACAUCAGUAGUAUUGAUUUGCCCUAUGGAUGGCAUGGAAGCAAUACCUAAUCCAUUCAUUACACAAGAAGGAUAGUCUUUUAGGGGAAUAUUUUUUUACAUUAUUUUCAUAAGUUAUAAGAUUAAGUAAACAAUAAGAAC